CGCAACGCGUGCGGGUCCACAACUAGUGAAUGUAAGGGGAGACAAUUGAUGACUUUUAUACCUUUGCUCAAUUGAUGAGAACUGGGCCCUUGAGGUCAGAUGGGCUUGCUAUGCUGACUGGGCUUGGUUGACUUAGCAUGCUUUUAGAAGAUUGAAUCUUACUUUUAGACUUUUAUAAUUAAAUUAUUUGGACUGACCCAAUUAGUAAUAGCUGAAUUGGACCCAAACAACUAAUUUGGUGAUCCGUUGCUUCUACGCUUCCAACAUCCACUACAUCUUCUUCCUCUGCGCUUAGGGUUAAUGAUGCACACUGUUCUGCCAGAUUAUCGGCCAUAACGCCGGAGAAUAACCGUAGCCCUAGGUUGCUUCUUCUUCUUAAAAAAAAAAAAAGGUCUAAAUCUUCUUCUUCUUCCAGCUGGAUUCUCUCUCUUUGUGAAAAGUGAAAACCACCGCGGCGAUGGAAACUGUUAACUGUGUACGUUUUUAUGGGUCAUUUUGGAAGCAGCAUGGCUCAUACCUUGUUCGCCUUCCCCAUAGACCUCUGUAAUGGUAAUGGUAAUGGUGAUGAGAAAAAUCGAAGGAUAGAGCCAAUCAUAGAAUUUCCGGCCCCAGAAUACCCUCUAGUAAUGGCCAGUGCACAACUGGGUUCCAGGAUUUACUUCGUGGGCGGAGAGCGCGACAGUUGGCAGUCGGAGUUGGAGGCCAAUCAGAAAUAUCCUCCCGAUGUGUAUGUGUUUGAUGAACAGCAGAAGACCCAGAAAUUAGAGGUGGGGAUGAAGAUGAAUACAGGUAAGCCCAGCCCGGUGGCGUUCGCGGCGGAUGGAAAAUUGUUCGUCCUGGGUAGUUGCGGCGGACCAAGUCUGAUUAGCUACGCCUUUUUGUGGCCCACCGGCUUAGCCUCCUCGUCCAUGCGGUUCUUCGAGGUGUUUGAUCCCACCACCAACGAGUGGACCCUCCUGGAUGACCCACCCGUCACCACUCCCACCAUCUGGGUUUCCUCAGUGGUGGUGGGCCGGAGGGUGUACGUUUACGGGCGGAUUGUCGGGGAGGGCACAUCUGGGGUUGUGCUCUCCUUCCAUCUGGACUCCUACGAAUGGGAAUCAGAGCAUUCCAAUGAUCCCCAAUUUCAACAACUUCGCCGCCAUAUGCCCAAUCGCAUUCUCCUUGGUGACACCUACUAUGGGCUCUCGCAGCGUGAUGACUGGGUGGUGCGGCAGAAGUUAACAGAAGAGGAUGAACAACUAUUAUUCCGUCUCCGUGGAGCUGAUUAUUAUGAAAGCACCAGUGGGUUUUGCCACCUUUGGGACACCCUUUUCUGCACAGUAGUCACUGGCUCUUUACAUGAUCCGGGGGUUCCAGGAAUUAUGUUGGAUCAGUAUCGCCGCUUCUUUUCUAUUCGGGUUUUCCGGGAGAUACAGGGACCGCUACCAGAAUCCAUAUCAACAGACUUGUUGUAUUCUGCUGGUUACCUCUUCCAAUCCACCUACUCCAGUAUUGGCCCCCUCUUGGGGUGUUACACUUUCCUCCAUUCUGGCAACACACCUGUUGGAAUUCCAUCGGUGUCUCGGCUCCUCGACGGCAAGUCUGGAUCCUAUCCCAGAAAAACGGAUUGUUUUGUUGUGCUAAUGAGUGCAUAAAUUGCAUUGACAUGAACAAUACAAUCCCCGCCAUCAUAAUAACCAUUUUUGUUCCUACGUAUGCUUUCAUCUUUUUCUCUCUGUAUAUAUGAUAUGAAUUUUUAACGUAUGUUUUGUACAUUUGGUAGGUAAGUCUAAUAUAUGAGAACUUAUAUACAUGUAUCGUUGUAUAUACAUACGAAGUACGAAUUAUAUGAUAGUGUGCCUCACGUAGAUAUAAACCAUGGUCUGUGCCGGCCACCAGUUUUGUAUAAUACUAGUAUUUUGCCGGCUCGCUUCAUGAACAUGAUACAUGCUUCGCUCGUCAUAAGUUUAUUAUAUAUGCUAGGUCAAGCAAGCAAGGAGGCAGCCAAUUCUUUAGGAGCACAUACGUAAGAUGGAUUGCGACCACCGCCAAUGACUCAACAUUGGAUGACUUAUAUAAUUAUAUUAUAAGAGUUAUUCAAUUUAGUCAUUUUCCUACACUAGGCGAAAAUACGAAUUCCCCACCGGUUCAAACCCCCAUUUCGCACCGAUUUUGAACCGGGCCGAAUUUGGGGGUGCUAAAACCCCAUAGAUUUCGCACCGGUUCAAAACCGCAGUUUUUGGCAUCGGUUUUCCCAUAGAACCGGUGCCAAAAGUCCCCAAAAAUAUUUAUAAAAAAAACU
This is a messenger RNA of Chenopodium quinoa (quinoa), 2284 nucleotides long. RefSeq lists its product as uncharacterized. The record is from RefSeq and is a predicted model, not a curated record. Bases 486 to 1637 code for a protein of 383 amino acids. NCBI's taxonomy places the organism in Eukaryota, Viridiplantae, Streptophyta, Magnoliopsida, Caryophyllales, Amaranthaceae. Gene Ontology annotation, molecular function: protein binding. The transcript has 2 exons.